This is a messenger RNA of Sphaeramia orbicularis (orbiculate cardinalfish), 2091 nucleotides long. RefSeq names its product lysophosphatidic acid receptor 4 (gene lpar4). NCBI's taxonomy places the organism in Eukaryota, Metazoa, Chordata, Actinopteri, Kurtiformes, Apogonidae. Gene Ontology annotation, cellular component: plasma membrane. The record is from RefSeq and is a predicted model, not a curated record. The transcript is spliced from 3 exons. Bases 470 to 1507 code for a protein of 345 amino acids. Gene Ontology annotation, biological process: phospholipase C-activating G protein-coupled receptor signaling pathway; positive regulation of Rho protein signal transduction. Gene Ontology annotation, molecular function: lysophosphatidic acid receptor activity.
ACCCGCGCGCACUGGGUCCGUGUGAGCAGGCGCGCGGGAUGUAAUGGUCCCAUUUCUACUGAGUGAGUGAGUCGAACGGAUUCACUGGAGAAAACUCACAGCAGCAGGACUUGUUUUAGACACUCAGUAAACAUUUGCGUCCAGUUUAACUCGUGUUUGUUGGAAACUAAACGAAGACAGACGGACAUUCGGGGGUAAAAGUGGAGUUUUUCUUUUGACAGCUGCGCACUGAAGCCCCGACUGACAAACAUCAGUGAGCUGUCACCGUUCAGCUGCCUGAGGACUGACCAGCCGUGCAUCCUGACUGUCUCUGCCGUCGUUUGUGUCUGAACGCCCACAAUGGCUUGGGGGGAAUUCAACUGGUGGGUCCCCUGCUGACAGCCUCGAUCCCCAGAUAUCCGCCCUUACUGCCUCCUUUCCUGGUCUAAUUUAUUUAGGUUGAGCCCCUCCUUCCCUUAAAACUGUCACCAUGGCUAGCCUGGUGCUCAAUGAGACCGGAAUGGAGAACUGUGGCAUCGACGACUCCUUCAAGUACAACUUGUACUCUGUGGUCUACAGCGUGGUGUUCGUCCUUGGCCUGGUCACCAACUGCGCUGCCCUCUUUGUUUUCUGCUUCCGGAUGAAGAUGCGCAAUGAGACCACAAUGUUCAUGACUAAUUUAGCCUUAUCUGAUUUAGUGUUUGUAUUUACACUGCCGUUCAAGGUUUUCUACAAUGUCAACCGCCACUGGCCGUUUGGAGAUGGACUGUGUAAAGUAUCAGGAACGGCCUUCAUCACUAACAUCUACGGCAGCAUGCUCUUCCUCACCUGCAUCAGUGUAGACCGCUUCUUGGCGAUUGUCUAUCCUUUUCGUUCACGCUCCAUCCGCACUCGCAGGAGUGCAGCGCUGGUGUGUGCAGCAGUCUGGCUGACCAUUGUGGGGGGAGGAAUAUCAGUGACUUUCUUCUCCACCAUCAACAACAACAACAGAGCUACAACCUGCUUCGAGGGCUUCUCCAAGAGCACCUGGAGGACCUACCUGUCCAAAAUCACCAUUUUUAUCGAGAUUGUGGGCUUCCUCAUUCCUUUGCUGGCCAACUUAGUCUGUUCCUCGCUGGUUCUGAGGACACUGCGUCGCCCGGUGACUGUUGGUCAUGGCUGUGACAGCAAGAGACGUGUCCUACGGAUGAUUCUGGUCCAUCUGGGUAUUUUUAUAAUCUGCUUCGUGCCUUAUAACUCCAUCCUCUUCCUCUACGCCCUGGUGCGGACCCAGGCCCUGGCUAACUGUGCUGUGGAGCGCUUUGCACGGACUCUGUACCCCAUCACUCUGUGCUUGGCCAGCCUCAACUGCUGCCUGGACCCUGUGGUCUACUAUUUCACCUCUGAGAGCUUCCAGAAGAGCCUGACCCUGGGAGGGAAAGGGUCCGGAUCCCGGCCUGAGAGCCAGGACACAGCAAACACACUGCCCAGAGACACACACACUCAGAGCAAUGGAAAAGACACAAAGAUGUCUGAGAGUCAGUUUUGAACACGGAAGAAGGAUGGAAAAGGAAACAGAGGUCAGGGUGGAUUUAAGAGACAGGAGCCCUGAGUUGAACAAAAAUGCAAUCAGCUGUUUGUUCAUGGAAGUGACAAACACAUAGCUCAGCAGAUUAGUUAAGUCCUGAGGUAAGUCCUGAGGUAUGGCCUGGGCUUAUGGAUUAAUCCGCCACUGGAGAGCGGAGGAAUGUUAUCUGUGUGUUUAUUAUGAGUGAACGCCACGGGGACCAGAGACACCGUGACUGUUGUGGGGACACAGAGCCUCUAAAAGAGACUCGAAUCAUCACUCAGGCUUAAAACACACAAACAUUCACACAUGCACUGGACUGUGGAUGAGAUGGAAAUCUUCAUCUGCAUUGUUGGAAUGCUGUUAAGUACUUUUGUAACACACUGAGCCCUUAAGUUUUAUUGUUUUAAGCUUUCACAGCACAUUAUAUCAUUUUAGACAUUAAUGUUAUGACACUCUUUAGUGUGGUAAGACCCAUUGUUAUUGUAACUGCAGCGCGCUGACCUGCCUGUGGAGCGUGUCUCAUGUUAACUUUUGAGGCCAUUAAAUGUCUGUUGUGAAUUGUU